UUGUAAUUACAUGACAUUAUUGCGUUCCGACCUACGCCUUUCCGAUUCCGGGUUUUAUUAUACCUUCGAGUCAGCAAUAUAAAGAUAACUGUGUAGUAAACGCAAAUUUUGGUUUGAGUUUACUUUAUUUUCUGUAGUGUUACUUUGUAAUAUCUUAUGAUUUAAAUGGGUCGACAUUCAAGACGCUCGGACGAUUUUACAUAUGUUAGUUCAUAUGUAAAGUACAGUCUUUUCUUUUUUAAUGUUGUAUUUUGGUUGUUUGGAGGAACAAUGGUAGGAAUAGGAGGAUGGUCAUUUCUGGAAGAAUACAGUGAAUCUGGCUUACCAGAGGUAAAGAAUGUAUUUGAUGUCCUGCUACAAGUCUCCAUUGUACUGAUGGUGGUUGGUGCAGUUGUUUUCUCCAUAAGCUUUUCUGGGUGUUUGGGUGCUUUGAGGGAAAAUACAUGUCUACUCAAAUUUUAUUCAUUCCUUCUGUUAAUACUUUUCUUGGGAGAACUUGUUCUUGGUACUUUGGCCUUUGUUUUUCCAAACACGUUAACAGAUUGGAUUAACCAAGGAUUGUCUCAAAAACUUGUCGAGAAUUACAGAGAUAAUGCAAAUUUCCAGAACCUUAUUGAUGCAAUUCAAAAAGAAUUUAGGUGCUGUGGUAUUUCAGAUAAAGGAUAUAAAGAUUGGUCUCAAAACCAGUAUUUCAAUUGCUCAGCUGAAAACCCUAGUCCUGAAAGAUGUGCUGUGCCAUAUUCAUGCUGUAGAGAAAAUGCAAAUAGUAAAUCACAGACUGCACUAAAUGAGAAGAUUUAUACAAGAGGUUGUGUAGAAGGUCUGAUGGAAUUUGUGAAGGGAAACUUGUACCUUGUAGCAGGUAUCUGCCUGGGAGUUGCUUUGGUUCAGCUGUUUGCAAUGUAUUUAUCCCGAACACUACUGAAUCAAAUUACUCUACAGCGAGCAAGGUGGGCAUAAAGAGGACUGAUCAUGAAUUUUUAAGUCAGCACAAACCUUUUUCAUAAAGGAAUUGCUAAGGCUGUUUCUUCCAUAUCUAGUCUAUUUUUGUAUGAAUUGAAAUAAUAAAUGUAUUCUAUGAAAAAUAACAAUUUCACUUAAAUACAUACUUGGGUACUUAUUAUAUUUGUUGUCAGUUUUAAGUUCAACCUUGGUUUACACUUGGAGGUCAAAUUAAAAACCAAAGCUUGUCAUUAUAUUAAAGAAAAACUUUCUUUAACUGCAUGUAUUGUAAAAUUAAACAAACUUAUUAAAUGUUUUACUAAAUAACAAUUUUAUUCAGUGAAAAGUGCAGGAAUGCAUUUUGUUCUGUUUUUGAAAUAUACACUGAAAAAAUUGUUUGGUUUUGAAAUGGAAAAUUUAAAAAAAAAUCCAAGUUUUUUUUUCAUGAUUCGUUUGUAAACAUAUUUCAAGCUUCAAAAUGAAUAUUUUUUUUUUCCUAAUAUAAAUGUGUAGAAAAAGUAAUUUGUCUUUUCCUAUGUGGAAAAAUAUUAGUUUGUGAACAAUGUCAGAAAUUAAUGUAAUGAGAAAGAUUCACUGUGGCCAUUGAAGUAUUAUUCUAAUGUCAUAUUCUGUUGAAUGAGAACUGUUAAUGUAAACACUAAAGGGGUUAUUCUACUAUCAGAUUUUAUCUAUUGAGAAAUGUUGAAACUGAAGAAUUAUUCUACUGUCAUAUUUUGUUGAAUGACAACUGUUAAUGUAAACACUAAAGAGGUUAUUCUACUAUCAAAUUUUAUCUAUUGAGAAAUGUUGACACUGAAGAGGUUAUUCCUUUGUCAAAUUUCAUCUAAUGAAAAAAAUACUAAUCUAGACUAAGGAUGCUGUCACGUUUGUCAGGUGAGGUGUCUUGCACACACUGUUAACAUAAGAGUUAAAAUAUUCAUGUUAGCUUCUUUGCUGUGAUGUUAUGUUUUUGGAAAAUUGUUAUUGACUUGCACUAAUUGAGAAAGCUGUCAUUUACUAUUAUUUUGUAAGUAUGUUAGUGAUUAUGUUUAUUUGCUUAUUGAUUUGUGUAGUAUAUUUGACCAAGCUUUAUCAAGGACUAUUUGUUUAUAUUAAAUAAUAAUAAGGUAGAGUGAUAUACAGAUUAUAUCACAAAAUAUUCAGUUUUCAGUAGUCUGAAGAAUUCAGUAACCUGCAAAACCUUUAAUAAAGCUCAAUGUAAAGACAUGCAGUGCAAUUGGAAAUUUGGGGAGAGAGUAUAUACUGUUCUUAAAACUCUGAACUGUAGACAUUGUAUAAUAUCAGCAUGAUAAUAACAAUAUAAAUCAAUCAGUUUAGAAUAUCUAGAUUAAGUUGGUUAUAAUUUCAUUAAUUAUAAACAAGAUUACGACAUUUAUGAUAUACAACAUUGUUUAUUGACAAAAAGGGGACAUGGAUAAACAUUUCUAUCAGAUUCCAUCUUCAGUAUCUAAAGC
This is a messenger RNA of Limulus polyphemus (Atlantic horseshoe crab), 2417 nucleotides long. RefSeq names its product tetraspanin-33-like. Bases 166 to 960 code for a protein of 264 amino acids. Gene Ontology annotation, cellular component: membrane. The record is from RefSeq and is a predicted model, not a curated record. Lineage: Eukaryota; Metazoa; Arthropoda; Merostomata; Xiphosura; Limulidae. Gene Ontology annotation, biological process: protein localization to plasma membrane; protein maturation. The transcript has 6 exons.